This is a messenger RNA of Phycodurus eques (leafy seadragon), 1612 nucleotides long. RefSeq names its product serine and arginine rich splicing factor 10a (gene srsf10a). The transcript is spliced from 6 exons. NCBI's taxonomy places the organism in Eukaryota, Metazoa, Chordata, Actinopteri, Syngnathiformes, Syngnathidae. The record is from RefSeq and is a predicted model, not a curated record. Gene Ontology annotation, molecular function: RNA binding. The coding region runs from base 152 to 913 and encodes 253 amino acids.
GCGUAAAACCGAGUGAAGUUACGCAUGCGCAUUUCGUACACACGUAGCUUCCUAGCCUUGGAUCGGGUUUGCUAUUACAGUUCGUCGAACGGGGACCGUUCUAAAAAAAUUUAUUUAAAAAACACCUGCGGCUAUUAAAUCGUCGUCACAAAUGGCGAGGUACCUGCGACCCCCAAACUCCUCUCUGUUUGUCCGGAAUAUCUCCGAUGAGUCCAGGCCAGAAGAUUUGCGGCGUGAGUUUGGUCGUUAUGGGCCUAUUGUAGACGUCUACAUUCCACUUGACUUCUAUACGCGCCGGCCAAGAGGAUUUGCUUACAUUCAGUUCGAAGAUGUCAGAGAUGCCGAAGACGCCCUUCACAAUCUGGACCACAAGUGGGUGUCUGGGCGCCAGAUCGAGAUCCAGUUUGCCCAAGGAGACCGCAAGACUCCCAACCAGAUGAAGUCCAAAGAGCGACACUCCCCUCGUAGCUUCUCGCGCUACGACGACGACGACCGCGACGGGCGCCGCAGACGUUCUCGCAGUCGUAGCUACGAGCGCCGCCGGUCGCGCAGCCCCUCGUACGAGCGCCGGCCGCGGGGAUCGGACAGUCCCAGAGACUCACGCGCCUACAUCCGACACAGACGCAGCAGAAGCCGCGAAAAUGACAAGCACAAAGGCGGCCAGCACGAACGCCACAGAACCCAGCAGGAGGCUGGCUCCCGGAACAGCUCGCCGUCCCACUCCAGACCCAAGGGCAGAAAGAGCCCGUCCCGGUCGCGUAGCCCCGCCACGCAGGAAGAAGAUUUCCACCUGGCCCCUGGAUCCCGCAAACGCUCCUUUGGCCGCUCCCCGUCGCGUUCCGGGUCACGCUCUGUAUCCCGCUCACGAUCGCGGUCCCGCUCCUGGGCAGAGUACAAGUCCGGAGGCCGCUAAACAGUUAACACUUUUCAGAACUUUUUUUUUGGGCGGAGGGGUUGUACAUUUGUGUUCCGUGACUCGUUUUAUGAGGUACAGUUUUCCAACUAUUAAAAUCUUUUUAACACAAUUCCCUUAACUUCUACGCAUUAGGUCCCUAUGAUGGGCUAUUAAUUACACUGGAAUCUCCUAUCCCUGAAACAUUUUGUGGGCAAAAGACUUCAUAAGAGUUUGACAUCGAGUUUGACUCCAGCUGAGUGAAUCAAAUGUUUUGAUUUUUUGUGUGUGGGAUAACCAUAGCACAGGAAAGUUAGGGUUAGCAUAUAGUUGGUUGAUCAGCCUUACAAAAUACCAUUACAGCAUAAUGCUAAUGUAAAUAUACCUUUCAUACUGCACGUUACAUAAUUUCAGCAAUACCCCCACAACGCCACUAGAAGGCAGUAACGCCCUAUGUGUCUGAAGAAUCCCCAGCCACCCUUUGUACACCUUUUAGUUAUGUAAAUGCUACUUGAAAAUUGCUAGUACUGUUGAAACACAAAGGCGAUAAUUUUAGCAACCUAACAUUUCACAUGGGCAUAUUUUUAAAUGGAAAUCAACUGUAGUCAUGGCAACAGUUUAUGGUCAUGAUCAGAAUGUUGGCAUUUGUACAAUAACUGGACUAACCAACUGUUCUCUUGUAGUUCAAUAAAAUAAAAAUUCACCUCUGCCAAAACUGAA